This is a messenger RNA of Myxocyprinus asiaticus (Chinese sucker), 12496 nucleotides long. RefSeq names its product ubiquitin specific peptidase 24 (gene usp24). Gene Ontology annotation, cellular component: nucleus; cytosol. Bases 1202 to 8863 code for a protein of 2553 amino acids. Lineage: Eukaryota; Metazoa; Chordata; Actinopteri; Cypriniformes; Catostomidae. The transcript is spliced from 69 exons. Gene Ontology annotation, molecular function: cysteine-type deubiquitinase activity; protein binding; cysteine-type endopeptidase activity. The record is from RefSeq and is a predicted model, not a curated record. Gene Ontology annotation, biological process: protein deubiquitination.
CAUAUUGCACCGCUCACUUUGAACGUAGAUGUUAAAUACACUGCAAAUGAGCAACACGACAAAACUAAAACGCUCCUGUUGUAAUCAAGGCAUAGAUGUAGUGCAGUGUAAAUAAUUGAUUUAUUAUGCUGAGUAGCAGCUUUGUUUUUAAUCAGAGCAUACGCAAGAGUGCAGAUCUUUGCGUGGAACGGAGUGAUAUCAAUCAUUGUAAUGGGAGAGUUUGUCAUUUUGCGUAUUACAAUAUUUAAUGCUUAAAAGAUGCUUAAAAGAAACUGGAGCGCAGCUCAUAUCCACCAUUGAAAUCUGCUACUCUGAAGAACCACACGGCUGCUUGCUUUGUGACGUCAUGUUAAUUUAAUAUUUUAAUCGACAUUAAUAAUCGCUAUUACAAUAUCAAGGGCAAUAAUCGACAGUUAUGAUUUUUGCUAUAAUUGUGCAGCCCUAUUGAAUAUCCUGUUUCACUCAGAAAUAUGUGACAUUGCAGACAGGGUUGUGAACAGGGAUUACAUUUCACAGAUAAAUUUGUCAAAUGGGGUACAUAUUGUUUAUCUUAGGCAUUUACAAUAGAUUGUCUUUGAAUCAGAAACAGUGGUCAUUCAAACAUGAGAGGUAUACUGUAUAGUGAUAUUUGUUUUGAACAAGUCUUUUAAAGGAACGAAUCUUUAAUUCGAGUGCAUGCUGUGAAGGAGCAUAUCAUUGGAUUCACCAGCUGAACGAGUCUGCCCCUUCACUGAACUAGUACUAGUUGGUCAUUUGAGUCUGAAUGAGAUGAGAGGUGUCGUUUGAGAACAAACUGAAUAUACUGGUAAACUCUUUAGUGAACGAAAUGAUUGACUCAGUCAUCUCGAAUCGAAUGAAUCCGUCAUCUCAUUCAUGAACAGUCUGCUGACCAGCUGAAGGAGAGGAUCAGCUGCAUGUCGUUCGUUCAGUUCGUCAAUCUCGUUCAACAAGAAAAGGGACCGGAUGAAUUAUGAAUAAAAGUUGCAAGCACCAUGUACCAGGUCUAUAAAUGGAGCAAGCAGGCACACUGAUCCUUGGGCCUGGCCUGGUCUGGAGGGUACUGGCACACAUUGUAACAGACGGACGGGGUCUCCAGUUACCCAGCCACUCCGCCUACCACUGCGCAAUACAGCGGGGAACAGCAAACAACAAACUCAAAUCACAACAAGCGGGAUCACAUGCACAGUUGUAGAGAGGAAUAAUGAUGAGAAUGGGAACUGUUCUGGGAACAGUAUGGAGUUUCCCACAACUAAUCUGUAUGAGCUGGAGAGCAGAGUCUUUACUGAUCACUGGUCCAUCCCGUACAAGAGAGAGGAAUCACUCGGCAAGUGCCUCAUCGCCUCCACCUGCCUGGCCCGACUGGGAAUAUCUGAUGCCAAACCAGGCCAGCUUGGCUGACCCAGAUGAAAACUGUAAGAGAUUCAUGGACAGAUGCAUGCCUGAAGCCUUCAAAAAGUUGCUGACGUCGAGUGCAGUGCACAAGUGGGGAACAGAGAUUCAUGAAGGCAUCUAUAACAUGCUGAUGCUGCUGGUGGAUCUGGUAGCUGAGAGAGUCAAACAGGACCCCAUACCCAUCGGACUCAUGGGAGUUCUUACUAUGGCUUUUAACCCAGAUAACGAGUAUCACUUUAAGAAUCGGAUGAAGGCCUGUCAGAGGAAUUGGGCGGAAGUGUUUGGAGAGGACAGCAUGUUUGCUGUUUCUCCCAGCUCCAGCUACCAAAAGGAGCCUCAUGGCUGGCUGGUGGAUCUUGUGAAUAGGUUUGGAGAGAUGGGAGGCUUUACAGCAAUUCAAUGCAAGCUCAACCAAGAAGAGAUAGAGAUUGGGUGUGUAUCCGCUCUGGUUCAGCCGCUCGGUGUGUGUGCAGAAUACCUCAACUCCGGCCUGGUGCAACCCAUGCUGGACCCGGUCAUCCAUAAGAUGAUCACAUAUGUGCAGAGCCUGGAGGAAAAAGACCUGAAAGACAAGCGUUUGGUAAGUAUUCCAGAGCUCUUGUCGGCCAUUAAGCUCCUGUGCAUGCGAUUCCAGCGGGAUCUGGUAAAUGUCGUGGAUGACCUUCGGCUGGACAUCCUCCUCCGAAUGCUCAAGACCCCCCACUUUAGUGCCAAGAUGAAUUCCCUUAAAGAGGUCACUAAACUUAUUGAGGAAAGCACAGUUUCUAAGACGGUGAAGAACGCCAUUGACACAGACCGACUCCUGGAUUGGCUGGUAGAAAACUCAGUCCUCUCAAUAGCUUUGGAAGGAAACAUUGACCAGGCCCAGUACUGUGACAGAAUAAAAGGAAUCAUUGAACUGUUGGGCAGUAAGCUCUCAUUGGAUGAACUCUCCAAAAUAUGGAAAAUUCAGGCUGGUCAGUCGUCCACUGUGAUCGAGAACAUCCACACCAUCAUCGCCGCCGCUGCCGUCAAGUUCAACUUCGACCAGCUCAGCCACUUGUUUGUCCUCAUACAGAAAAGCUGGGAGGUGGAGAGUGAUCGUGUGAGACAGAAGCUUCUGAGUCUGAUUGGACGGAUCGGCAGGGAGGCUCGCUCUGAGGCGACCACGGGAAAGGUGUUGGAGGUAUUGUGGGAGUUGGCCCAUCUCCCCACGCUGCCCACCACUCUUGUGCAACAGGCGCUGGAGGAGCAUCUAACCAUCCUCAGUGAUGCAUAUGCAGUCAAAGAAACUGUCAAGAAGAACUACAUCAUUAAAUGCAUCGAGGACAUCAAGAAGAUACAAAUACAGGAGGAUUCAAAGUCUACCAGCGAGACACAGGUCUCUUUUCUUACUGGCUCCUGGGGCAGGAAGAAACCGAGCUCAUUGGCUCGUUCUCAAUCAUCUCAGCAGAGUAAUCCUCAGACGGUGUGGGUGGUUCCAGCCUUAAGACAACUUCACGAGAUCACACGGUCCUUUAUUAAACAGACCUACCAGAAACAGGACAAGAGUAUAAUCCAGGACCUGAAGAAGAACUUUGAGAUAGUGAAGCUGAUCACAGGGUCUCUGGUGUCAUGUCAUCGCUUGGCCGUGUCUGUCGCCGGAUCCAACGGUCUGUCUGGAUCCACGCUGGUGGAUGGACGAUACUCUUAUCAGGAGUAUUUGGAGGGUCACCUGAAAUUCCUUGCAUUCUUCCUACAAGAGGCCAGUCUAUAUCUGGUCUGGAAUAGAGCCAAAGAGAUCUGGGAAUGCCUGGUGUCCGGCAUGGAUGUGUGCGAGCUGGAUCGAGAGAUGUGUUUUGAAUGGUUCACUAAAGGACAGCACGAUCUAGAGAGUGACAUUCAACAGCAGCUGUUUAAAGAAAAGAUCCUCAAGCUGGAGCCUUAUGAGAUCACUAUGAAUGGGUUUAACCUUUUCAAGACCUUCUUUGAGAAUGUGAACCUGAGUGACCACCGUCUCAAACGGCAGGGAACACAGCUGUGUGUGGAGCGAUUGGAUCUGGCUGGAAUGGACUUCAUCUGGAGAAUUGCAAUGGAAUCUCCAGACGAGGACAUCGCUAAUGAAGCCAUUCAACUAAUCAUUACCUACAGCUACAUAAACCUCAACCCCAAGAUGAAGAAGGACUCUGUGUCUUUACAUAAGAAGUUCAUUGCUGAUUGCUAUAAGAGAUUGGAGGCUGCUAGCUCAGCGUUGGGCGGCCCGACCCUCACACAUGCUGUUACUCGGGCAACCAAGAUGCUGACAGCCACUGCUAUGCCAACAGUAGCUACAUCAGUGCAGUCCCCAUCCAGGUCCAGUAAACUGGUGAUCAUUGAGAGACUGCUGUUAUUGGCAGAGCGAUAUGUCAUCACAAUAGAGGACCUGUAUUCUGUUCCUCGGACUAUUCUACCUCAUGGAGCGUCUUUCCACGGUCAUCCUGUUACAUUGCACAUUACUUACGAAUCUACCAAAGACACAUUCACCUUGGAGGCCCACAGCAAUGAGACCAUAGGCAGCAUCAGAUGGAAGAUAGCCGAGCAGCUCAGCUGUCCAGUGGACAAUGUGCAGAUAAUUGCCAAUGACAGCAUGUUGACUAUGAAUCGUGACCAGAAGCUGUUAAAUCAGCUGGGUUUUUCUGACGAGCAGAGUCUGACAGUAAAGAGCUCAGGAACAGGCACUCCAUCAGGCAGUUCAGCAGACAGCUCUGCCUCAGCCAGCUCCAGCAGCAGCGGGGUCUUCAACUCUGCGUACGCACUUGAGCAGGAGAAAUCUCUUCCUGGUGUGGUGAUGGCGCUGGUGUGUAAUGUUUUUGAGAUGCUUUAUCAGCUGGCCAACCUGGAGGAACCCAGAAUAACUUUACGUGUAAGGAAGUUGUUGCUGCUCAUCCCGACUGACCCGGAGGUACAGGAUGCCCUCGAUAACUUUGUGCCGAAAGAGUCCAGCGUCUGGAGUCACCAGAAAACUCUGUUUACACUGGGGUCUGUUUCUCAGUCCUCUAAGUCUCCGUCGCUGUCCAGUAAACAGCAGCAUCAGCAGAGUGCAGCGUCCAUCCUGGAGUCUCUGUUUCGCUCAUCUGCCCCGGGCAUGUCUACAUUCAGAGUGCUUUAUAACCUAGAGGUGUUGAGCUCCAAGCUGAUGCCCACAUCUGAUGAUGAAAUGGCAAAGACCAGUGUCAAAUCUUUCUGUGAGAACUUCCUCAAAGCCGGAGGUCUCAGUCUGGUGGUUAAUGUCAUGCAGAGAGACUCUAUCCCAUCUGAGGUGGACUACGAGACCAGACAGGGUGUCUAUUCCAUCUGCCUGCAGCUGGCCAGACUAGCUCUUUGUCUUCCCUGUAGGUUCCUGCUGGUGGGGCAGGCCAUGCCCAGUAUUCUGGAUGAAGAGUUGAGCAAGGACGGUGUGGACACACUGUCCUCUCGACCGUUCCGUAACGCCGGUCGGCAGAGUGGCCGACAGCUUUCCGUCUGUGGAACGCCAGAGAAGUCUUCCUACAGGCAGGUGUCCAUGUCUGACAGAUCAUCCAUCAGAGUGGAGGAAAUCAUACCAGCAGCCCGUGUCGCCAUACAGACAAUGGAGGUGGGAGACUUUACGUCCACAGUGACGUGUUUCAUGCGGCUCACCUGGGCGGCAGCUGCAGGCCGAUUGGACCUGGUUGGCAGCAGCCAGCCAAUCAGAGAGACCACCAACUCACUUCUACCACUGGGUGUACGCAGCAGAGUCAGCAGCACAGGAAGUAACUGUAGCUCUGGCAGUGAGGGAGAGAUCACCACAUUACAGGCAGGAAUCUGCGUCAAACAGCUGUUUGUGUCCAUCAAAGACACCAUCAUCGCACGAGAGGCGCUCUCCUUACUCGUCACAUGCCUUCAGUUGCGCUGUCAACAGCUCUCUUCAUUUUACACUCUGCCUUCUGUGAAUGAUUUCAUCAUUGAUAUUUUGCUUGGGUCACCCAGCGGAGAGAUCCGACGUGUGGCUUGUGAUCAGCUGUACACUCUGAGUCAGUCAGACACGUCAGCGUACCCUGAUCUCCAGAAGCCCAACCUCUUCCUGCUGAAGGUGGUUCUGACAGCUCAGCUUCCUCUCUGGUCCCCCACCAGCAUCAUGAGGGGUGUUAACCAAAGGUUGCUUUCGCAGUGCACAGAGUAUUUUGACCUGAGGUGCCAACUCCUGGAUGACCUGACCACAUCUGAGAUGGAGCAGCUUCAGAUCGGCCCGGCGGCUAUGCUGGAGGACGAGAUCAGCUGGCUUGAUAAUUUUGAGCCGACUUGGACCAGCGAGCUGGAAACCAGUGAAGCUGACAACAUCCUGCUGGCCGGACACCUGCGCCUAAUCAAAACCCUGCUGUCCCUCUGCGGCAGCGAGAAAGAGCAGUUCGGCCCAUCUCUGAUCCAGCAGCUGUUGGAUGACUUCCUCUUCAGAGCGUCUCGAAUCAUCCUGAACAGUGACAGCUCAUCUAGCACUACAGCAUCAAGUCACGACUUCCACCCAAAGUGCAGUACAGUGAGCAGUCGUCUGGCGGCAUAUGAGGUGCUGGUCAUGUUGGCUGAUAGCUCUCUCACCAACCUGCAACUCAUCACUAGUGAACUUUUGUCAAUGCACCAUCAGUCAGACCCCUCCCUCUCCAAAGAGUUUGACUAUCUUCCUCCUGUAGACAGUCGCUCUGUGUCUGGGUUUGUGGGACUAAAGAACGGAGGUGCGACCUGCUACAUGAACGCAGUGUUCCAGCAGCUCUAUAUGCAGCCUGGUCUGCCUGAGGCUGUGUUGUCAAUUGAAGAUGACACAGAAAACCCAGAGGAGAGUGUGUUCUGUCAGGUUCAGUCUCUGUUUGGUCACCUGAUGGAGAGUAAGCUGCAGUACUAUGUGCCUGAGAACUUCUGGAAGAUCUUUAAGAUGUGGAAUAAAGAAUUAUACGUGCGAGAACAACAGGACGCCUAUGAGUUCUUUACCAGUCUAGUGGACCAGCUCGAUGAACAUCUGAAGAAAAUUGGUCGAGAGCAGAUAUUCAAGAACACUUUCCAGGGCAUUUUCUCUGAUCAGAAGAUAUGCAAAGACUGCCCACACAGGUAUGAGCGUGAGGAGACGUUUAUGGCUUUGAACUUGGGUGUGACGUCGUGUCAGAGUCUGGAGAUUUCUCUGGACCAGUUUGUUAGAGGAGAAGUGCUGGAUGGCAGCAAUGCUUAUUACUGUGAAAAGUGCAAAGAGAAGCGGACCACUGUGAAGCGGACUUGUAUAAAAUCACUGCCCAGCGUGCUGGUCAUCCAUCUCAUGCGCUUCGGCUUCGACUGGGAAAGUGGCCGGUCCAUCAAAUACGACGAGCAGAUCAAAUUCCCCUGGGUGCUGAACAUGGAGCCAUAUACGGUGUCAGGAAUGGCCCGUCAGGACUCCAGUGCGGAUCAUGGGGAGAACGGGAGAGGGGGCGAGGUUGGCUCUGGAGGAUCGCCUCGGAAGAAAGUCACCAUCUCGGAGAAUUACGAACUGGUGGGAGUGGUGGUGCACAGUGGACAGGCCCACGCAGGACACUAUUACUCUUUCAUUAAAGACCGCCGGGGUAGUGCUCGAGGACGCUGGUAUAAGUUUAAUGACAAUGUUGUAGAAGAGUUUGAUAUGAACGAUGAGACUCUGGAGUAUGAGUGUUUUGGAGGGGAAUACAGACCAAAAGUCUAUGACCAGUCUAAUCCAUACCCGGACAUGCGGAGGCGCUACUGGAAUGCCUACAUGCUGUUUUACCAACGUAUCAGUGACCAGAACUCCCCAGUGCUGCCUAAAAAGAGCCGGGUCAGCAUCAUGAGACAGGAGGCAGAGGAUCUCUCACUGUCAGCCCCCUCCUCUCCAGAGAUCUCACCCCAAUCCUCCCCACGCCCACCCAGAGCCAAUAACGACCGCCUCACCCUGCUCACACGGCUGGUCAAGAAAGGAGAGAAGAAGGGGCUAUUUGUGGAGAAGAUGCCAGCCAGGAUCUAUCAGACGGUGAGAGAUGAUAAUCUGAAGUUCAUGAAGAACAGAGAUGUAUAUAACUGCGAUUACUUCAGCUUCACUCUGUCGCUGGCCUCUGUCAAUGCGACGAAGUUGAAGCAUCCGUUGUAUCAGGCCAUGGCGCAAACCAGUCUGCAGCUAGCUGUCCAGUUCCUUUUCCACACAUACCUGCGCACCAAAAAAAAACUCAGGGUGGACACAGAGGAGUGGAUCGCUACAGUCGAGGUUCUGUUGUCCAAGAGUAGCGAGGCGUGCCAGUGGAUGGUGCAGUACCUGGUGGCACCUGAAGGACGAGAGAUCAUAAGGAUCUGUCUGUUGGAAUGCAGUGUGCGUGAGGUACGUGUCGUGGUAGCCACCAUCCUGGAGAAGACACUGGAGAGCGCUCUGUACUUCCAGGACACUGGGCUGGACUGUCUUUUGGAUAUGCUGCUGUCCCUGUUGGAUAAGGACGUACUGGAUAACUGCAAGAACUGCUCUCAGUACUUCAGCCUCUUCAGUAACUUUGCUCAGAGGGGCUAUGGGCCGUGUCAACUGCUGCUCAAACAUUCAGCCUAUCGCCGCAUGCUUGUCUUCCUGCUGGGACCCAACCGGCAAAACAACCAGCACCGGCGCUGGAGUUCAGCACAGGCUCGAGAGUUCCUGCAUCUCCACAACACACUGGCCCUGAUAGUGCUGCACACAGACCUCACUUCUCAGAGGACAGAGGCUCAAGGAGUGUUCAAGCAGAGUUCCUCUGGACUGGUGGCUCCAUCUUCUCCUCUUCUACCUCUACAUCCAGACAUCAACACACUGCUCUUCAAACAUGAUGGCCAGACAUAUCUCAUGGAGGCACAUGUGUUUCAGGUGAUGUUUGCCAUGCGUGAGCUGUCCGGCCCGUUGUCAUUUCUCAUUGAGAUGAUCACAUAUUGCUCAUUCUGUAAUGAGCCUUUCUCACUGGGAGUUCUGCAGUUACUCAAGAAUCACCUGGAGACGGCUCCACCUCAUGAACUGAAGAAUGUCUUGCAGUUGCUCCUAGAGAUCCUGAUGGUAGAGGACCCUCUACAAUCCCAGAGACUUAAAUAUGCAUUUGAAUCUGAAAAGGGCCUUUUGGCUUUGAUGAAUCAGAGCAACAACGUCGACAGCAGUCGCUGCUACCAGUGUGUGAAGUUCCUGGUCACACUGGCUCAGAAGUGUUCUCCAGCUAAAGAUUAUUUCAAAGAGCUCUCAGGACAUUGGAGCUGGGCAGUGCAGUGGCUACAGAAAAAGAUGUCUGAGCAUUACUGGACGCCUCAGAGUAACGUAUCAAAUGAGACGUCCACAGCUAAAACCUUCCAGCGCACCAUCUCAGCACAGGACACUCUGGCCUAUGCCACAGCUUUACUGAAUGAGAAGGAACCAUCCGGCAGCAGUAACGGCUCAGAUGGCAGCCCAGCCAAUGAGAACUCAGACAGAAGCCUCAGACAGGGAUCAGAAUCGCCAAUGAUGCUAGGAGAUUCCCGGAGUGACUUAGAAGAUGUGGACCCCUAACUCUCCUUGUUUUUACACAACAAAACAACAGAAAAAAAAAAAUUUGUUUCCCUCCAACAGAAAGAUGUUGUGGCUCUAAACAGACAAUCUGAUAACUGUAUUUGAUCUUCUUGGGACUUUAAAUGGAGUGCCUGCAAAAUAGAGGCAGUCACAGGGCCCGUCAGAGCACUCGGUCUACAGGUCGUCUCAUCAGAGAGGCAAAUAUCUCGUUUUUUUCCUGGUGGUUAUUGGUUAAGCCUGGCUGUAUAAAAAGAGUUCAGAUCAUGCAAGAAGUUCAGAUAUUACGUCUGACUCGACGAGGUCUGUCAGGCAAAUGGGACUUAAUAGGAAUGGAGGGUUUUGUUUCCAUUAAGUUUUUACACAGAACUACAAAAUACAAGGGGUGUUUUAAAAGAAAUCAGUCAGCGUAUAUUUGCCAAUGUAAUUAAGUAGAUACUAUUCAUGGGAAAUGUAAAGAUGUGCUCCAUAAAUGUAAUUUCAAAUGUAAAAUAAUAUUUUUAAGAAUCCUUUACUGAUUUUCUUUUUCCUUUUUUUUCUGGAACAGUUUGAGAGGUGCCUCAAAUCUAUUCAAAGAGGAACUUGCAAAGUCUUUGAGAGUCAAAUAAUCACACUCUUUCCCCCAUUUCUCUUUCUUGCUGGUAUUUUUUAAAGCACUUUAUAUUUGAAUUCAGUUUCUGACAAUUUUGAAAAUAUCCUGAUGUGGAGACAAUUGAACAGCCAUGAACGUCGCUGCUUUCUGUCCAUCUUUUACCUUGAUUUUUUCACCACUGGAGAUCAAACAGCAUACAAGGAAACCAGGACAUGUCCAAGACAACAGAAGCUGUAUACACAAGUGCUAAGCAAAGAAAUAUGACAUCGGACAUCGGGUGGCAGAUAUACUGCAUCAACAAAGAUGCGUCCUAAGACACAUAUUCAAGCACUGCCUGGGUCAACACGCUAACAUGAUGAAAUCAGAGAGACACUGUCUGCUAAUAUUGCGCUGUAAAACACUUUUUCUUUCUCAUGGAAAGACGAUGAGUACUGCAAUCAGCAGUUGAUUGCUUGUAUCAUUGAGAAGCAGUCUCACUCUUUCUGUCUAUUCUGAUGUUGUCAUGUGCCGAUUUCAUAUGUUUUCAGCUGGCCAGAACAGAUGUCUGUGCAGACCGUAAUCUGUCUGCAUCUAGAGGGGUGCAGUUUGUAAGUAAGGGACCCUGUUCCGGCCAUGGAGACACUUUGCAGGUUUUUUUUUUAUUAUUCUUAUUUGUGUGUGGGCAUCUUUCUGUUUGGUCUGCCUUACAACUUGUGCGCAAUGCAAAUUGGAAGACAGCCCUGCUGGAAAAUAAACCUGCUUAAAGCAGCCUAAGUUGGUUUGCUGGUUUUAAAGGGGUUUUGGGAACUUGAGCUGGUCAAGCUUGGAGACCAGUUGGCCAGCCCGCUAAACCAGCUCAAGACCAGCUUGGUUAGGCUGGAAGACUUGCUAAACCAGCUCAAAACCAGCUUAGCUAGGCUUGAAGACUAUCUUAACCAGCUUAAGGACAGCUUGGCCAGACUGGGAAACCAACUUAUACCAACUAAGACCAGCAAACCAGCUUAGUCUGGUUUAAGAUGCUUUUUUUUUUCAGCAGGGAUGAUGAAGAUUGGGCAGAAAAGAGGGUAAAGAGCGAGGAGAGAGAGAGUUAAAAGAGAUUGUAUAUUGAUGGGUAGUUCUCACAGAAGCAGUUAUGUGCCUUUACUCGACCUUCUGUCAAACCAGUGGACAAUGCGCUACACAAAUGCCUGAGCUCACCCAUUAUGAAAACAGCGCGCGCACACAAUUGCACUGUGGAAUGCAGCGGUGGCUCUGCAGCACUCACUUCAGAUUGCCAUAUGAGGAAGAGGACACAUCUAGCAUCUCAAGGUCCCUGUUUGAGCUGUGCAUGUAAUGUCUCUUUCACAGAGUCCGCAGGGUGAUCCAGCUAAUAUUUGCUGCUCAUUUAGUUUUUUGACUAGACUAGAACACUUCGUGACAUUACUUCAGUGUUUACAGUGGAAGGACUUCAAAGCCACCUCAAACAAAAUGUGCUGAUUUGCUGAACUGUCUGUGCUGCUUUUUAUCUCACAUUAAUUCUGUUUACUUGCUCUUCACUUAAUCUGAAACAUUCACGUUGAUGCUUUUCUAGCUGAGCUUCUUUGCAUGUUUGCCCGUGUAAGAGUGAGAGACUGUCCUGCUGGAAAUAAAACCAGCUUAAACCAGGCUAAGAUGGUUUGGUGUUCUUAUCUGGUCACCAGGCUGGUCUUAGAGGAGUUUUGUGCACUUGUCAGCUGGGAAACCAGCUGAAAACCAUCUUGACAAGGCUGGGAGAUGAGCUGAAUACUAGAUUGACCUGGGUGGGAGAUGAGCUAAAGACCACCUUGGUCAGGCUAAGAGACAAACUGAAGACCACCUCGGUCAGACUGGGAGACCUGCUGAAAACCAUCUUGGCCAGGCUGGGAAAAAUCUCAGUACUAGAUGGACCAGGCUGGGGACAAGCUAGACGAGCUGAAGACUGACUUGGCCAGACCGUGGACGCUAGCUAAAACCCAUCUUGGCCAGGCUGGAAAACAAGCUAAAGACCAUCUUGGUCAGAUGGUGAGACCAGCUGAAGACUAUCUUGGCCAGGCAGGGAGACCAGCUGAAGACCAUCUUGGCCAGGCUGGAAGACAAGCUAAAGACCAUCUUGGCCAGGCUGGAAGACAAGCUAAAGACCAUCUUGGCCAGGCUGGAAGACUAGAUGAAGACCAUCUUGGCCAGGCUGGAAGACUAGAUGAAGACCAUCUUGGCCAGGCUGGGAAAUUAGCUGAACACUAUCUUGACCAGGCUGGGAGACCAGCUAACAGCUUAGGCUGGUUUAAGUGUGUGUUUUUUUUUGUUUUUUUUUUUAGCAGGUUCCUAGAUAUUUGAUGACUUUUUGUUUUCAGCUUCUAAACAGUCAGCACAACAAUGCAGUACUCACAACUGCCUUUAUUCUUGGAAUCAAUAAAAAGACAAAAUCUACUGUGGUUCAUCGCUAAUUUACCAUUGCAGAUGUGCUAUCAGUAAAACUGAUUUCAGGAUAAUCAGAGUCAGAAACUUUUGAGGCAUAAAGGCACAGAGUUUAGUAAAGAGUUGAGGGAGAAUUUAUCCAAUCAGUGCCUUCCUAGAAGGCAAUUAUAUUUUUGGUUGUAUAACACCCAUGCACACAGAUAUCACACACUAAUUUCAGCUCAACUGCCUGUAUCAGUUUUCACUAAUGGAGCCCAUAAGAAAGGGUCAAGUUACAGAUUAUGCUCAGUGCUGUAGAGUCUUUGAAUUAUGUGGUACUUGAGUGAACAGGGUGUGCUAAAACUACAAAUUAUCCUUGUCUUUAAUUUUUUUUUUAACAUUUCCUACACCUGCACAUGCUGUACCAACUUCUCUGUAAAUCUGUGAUCAGGCUUGCGUUUUAAGCUAGGUGUCACGACAGGGUUAAAGAUGCUGAAACAUUUUUAAGAACUGGCUAUACUUUUUCUAAAUGUUUCUCAUUUCUGCUGCGAGUGUGUAUAAUGUGUAAAGGAAUCUGUUAAUGCAUGUUAAACCCACAUUUUAAUUUGUACAUCAGAGUUUGACAAUGAAAACAUUUGAUAUAAAAAGAUAAGACUGGAAUGCACAACCUUUAA